Messenger RNA from Symbiodinium pilosum, 435 nucleotides. The record is from the annotation of a GenBank genome assembly. Lineage: Eukaryota; Dinophyceae; Suessiales; Symbiodiniaceae.
AUGGUCCAGGAGGAAGCUGUGAGCCGCUUCUUCCAAGUUGUGGACCCCGACAUGGGGAUCAACCUCCGCUCUGGGCCAGACGUAUCUUCCCAACGAACUGCUUAUGUCUUAAUACCUGGUGAGGCUUUCCACGUCUGCCGUGUAGUCCGGAACGGGGAUCAGGAAUACCUUUGCCUAAGCGAUGGACGCGGCUGGGCCUUUACACGCAGCCCCAAAACGGGAGUGGAGGUUUGCGCCAGAUGCUCUGAUGAGGAAGUGAUGCAAGCCGGAGGCACAGCCCUGGAUCAGGUGGAGGCAAUGUUGAGGAGCAACACAGUGCUCUGCAAGCAGCUUUUCGGCUCGGAUGGGGAGGAGCCGGCCGAGGAUGCCCUCAAACAGAUGGCCAAGAGAGUGCUGCUAGCGAAAGAGGAGAUGCCCACCGAGACAGUCGGCUGA